Messenger RNA from Trifolium pratense (red clover), 1406 nucleotides. RefSeq lists its product as uncharacterized. Lineage: Eukaryota; Viridiplantae; Streptophyta; Magnoliopsida; Fabales; Fabaceae. The record is from RefSeq and is a predicted model, not a curated record. The transcript has a single exon. The coding region runs from base 110 to 787 and encodes 225 amino acids.
CCUAGAAAAUGCUUGUUUCUCUGCUCGUGAAUACAAAUCUUGCUCGCUUGAGAAACAAGAUGACGUCCAUGCUCAACAAAAUUGUGAGAUUCGUGAUGCAGCCGAAGAUAUGCAGAUUUGUGUGUUUUGUUUCAUCCAUUGUGGGACUGCUAUGUUACGCUCUAAGCUCUUCCUUCAAGUAUUUGGGAACUGGAACAUAGCAGUCCCACAAUGGAUGAAGGUAUUUCUUUACUGUAUUUUCAGUUUGCUUAUCUGCCUUGCCAUCUUGUUUGCAAACACAUGGCAGCACUCGCCAAGUAUGCGGCUCAGAGCUCAUUUGGUAUUUUUGGUUUUCGCAAUCACCACUGUUUACUCAUUUUUAUUUGAUAAAGCUAACGGAAAACCAGAUUUAUACAGUCUGAUAUCGAGCGCUGCUUUUUCUAUCAUGUCGCUUUGUCUUUCAAAACAAGUUCACUUGGGAUUCGAGGUUGAUCUCCUAUAUUUUUUUUGCGGAUAUUUAACUUUACAACUCAUGAAGAUUAAAUUGUUUUUAGUCAGUGUUGGAAUAAUUUUCAGUUAUUUCCUCAUCAUCCUUCGUUUUAAUUUGGGUAAUCCAACAGAGGGUGGCCAUCUUGGACUCCAAAUCCAAGACCAACCUUCUGUAGUCAUUCAAGUCGAUGCAGAUUCUGAACAAACUAGUACUGCCACAGAAACUGCUGAGAGUGCUACAAAUAUGAAUUCCGAAGACAUGCAUCUGUACCAGUCAGGUCACUCAUGUCAAUUUGUCGUCACAAAAAAGAAAAAGUGAUAGUGAAUAUAUAAAGCCUUGCAAUUCUAAAAAAGAGCUAGUUGAUGAGUCAUAAGCUUAAUGGGGUAAUUUGGUAGCAGCUUGGAAGGAUAGGGCCAAAAGUCUUUCCUGACUCCGGUAUUUGGGAAAAUUUUGACAGGAACACGGAGAUGAGUGACAUUAAGAACGACCUACACAAAACAGUGAAAAAAAUGGUGGAAGCCAUGGAAGUGAGUGGAUUGAGGAAGCGAGCCUUGGAACCAAGUCGUCGUCCAUAGCCAGCCAUCAAAGCCAUCAACUUAAUAUCCUGUUUCCAUAUGACUUGAUAUAUCACACAAGGUUCCACACCAACGCAGUAAGAGUGUGACUUUGAGCUUCACUGUCAGUCACUAUCAAUUCUAGCUCACAUCUUGUACUCACUUCCACACCUCGAUUGAUUCUAGCCAGUAGCCACCUUCUGCUAAUUUUGCGACAUCUUUGGAUCAUGUUUUCUGGUUUUGGAUGCUCUGUUCUAGUGUUUAGUAUAGUUUAUACUGAGUCCGAAGGUAUAGCUGAUAUAAAUCUUCUUACUUUUAUGUACUGCCACAAAGACAAGUGAUGUUUAAGUUUUUUAUGUUUGUGAAAAUAUUAUGUACUAGUU